Molecule: messenger RNA, 2516 nt
Organism: Lycium barbarum (goji berry)
Lineage: Eukaryota; Viridiplantae; Streptophyta; Magnoliopsida; Solanales; Solanaceae
Product: serine/threonine-protein phosphatase 7 long form homolog
Exons: 6
Coding region: 278-2374 (698 amino acids)
Biological process (GO): meristem development; meristem maintenance
Source: RefSeq, a predicted model, not a curated record
UCCUGUUCCUCCUGGGUUGCCAUUUGAUAAGCUGCCAGAGGAUUGGAGGUGCCCGACUUGUGGCGCUGCGAAGAGUUUUUUCGAUAACAAGAGUAUAGAGAUUGCUGGGUUUGCUCAGAAUCAGCAGUAUGGUUUAGGUGGAUCUAGUAGUGCUUUAUUUGCAAACAACCAUAUAUCGUGCAUGAGGGAUAUGACUAUGCUCGUUAUUCUGUAUCAUCCUCUGAGUAUGAUGUGGAGAACAGUCGGUGCUUUCUCACUAUGAGCUCCUUGAUCAGGUAUGGAGUUUCCACGGGUAUGCGUACAUCCGGGGCCAGAAGUGUACGAUGUGUUAACACUCCAGGAGAAGCAUCGUUCAGAGGCUGUGUGGGAUGGUUCCUUGAGAGGACCGACUGGAUGCCUGUUUCCUCGCCGCGCGGAUACUGAAUUUUGGAAGCAUGUGAGGCGUCAUCCUUUUCAUCCUCGCAUCCUUGACUACUUUGGCCUGUGUGGAUUUAGGGGAGUAAUAGAGGUAGGAUGUGUAUCAUAUGAUUGGGCAGUCAUCACUGCACUUAUAGAGAGAUGGCGUCCUGAGACGCACACCUUUCAUCUGCGUACAGGUGAGGCGACCAUCACAUUACAAGAUAUCGAGGUCAUGUUUGGCUUGGUUGUUGAUGGUUAUCCCUUGAAUAAUCUUAAUGCUAGAUAUAUCGAUAUUGGUGGGUGGCAACAAUUGAUCCAUGAGCUUACUGGUUGGGCACCCGGUCUGGAUUGUUUUAAUGGUGUUAGUAGGUUAGAAGUACAUAAAUUAAUUGAAUAUAUUAGAGGCUUAGAUGAUAUUACAGAUCAGACCCCAGAAAUUGAUGUGCAACAGCGGGUUAGGUUGUACUUGCUAUGGCUUUGUGGCGGCACGAUAUUUCCGGAUAAGUCCGGUGACUUACUGAAUUUAGAUUAUUUGCUUGACAUGCGUGACCUUAGAGCAAUGAAUGAACAAGCUUGGGGAGCGGCUGCAUUGUCAUAUUUGUAUACUUGUUUAUGCCGUGCUUCGUUGAGGAAAGCGAAGGAUGUGUGUGGAUUCAUUUCCUUAUUGCAGGUUUGGGCUUGGGAGCGCAUUAUACCGAUGCAGCCACCAUGCAGGGCUCUUCCGCCACACACGGCUCUUGCACGAAGGUGGACUCAUCGUAAAUCCCACGAAAAUGAGGCACGCGAUGUUUUACCCAUAUGUAGGGAUGUAUUGGACAACCUAAUAGAUGGCCAGUUUGUGUGGCAGCCUUAUUCAGAGGCCAUCAUCAACAGACUCCCUGAGUGGUGUCUGCGUGGCCGAGAUAUUUGGAUGGCGAAAGUUCCCCUUAUUUGUGGGAUCUAUCGAGAGUGGCACAUGGUAGACCGCGUUCUCAGACAGUUUGGUAGGAAGCAACAUAUUCCGGGUCCAUGUGCAGAGAUUGAUCCUUUUCAUUACAAACGUGACAAGCGGUAUGCUAUAAAAGUGGAGGAUCAAGAAUAUUUUACAGAAACAGAUUUUUUGUGGGGAAAUCGUCGAGAUAGUUUAAUUCAGGCCGAGUAUGAAACUCAAGAUCCACAGUCACUAUCAGAGUAUUUUUGUUGGUAUCGACGUCACUCGCGCACUUUCAUAGGAAAUCCUGCGCAUAAAGUGGAUAGAGGAUACCAACACAUGGCAGGCAGGCAUGAGGCACUGGCUUUAGGACAUCAAGAAUCAUACAGGUUGGCUCAGCAGACUAUCCAAGAUCCAACCAAGUCUAAUGAAGUGAAGGAAAUAGCAGAGAUGUUUAGCCACAUUAAUACAGAGUCCAUGGCUGCUGCCUCUCUGGGGACGAUGUUGAGUUUCACUCCAUAUUAUACACCACCGGCAGAGUAUGUUGAGCCGCCUACUAUGCAAGUGCCUCGUCAUCAACGUCCUAAUGUACCAAGACCUGCGGCGCGUGGUAGAGGACGCCAAUCAGGUAACAGACGGGGUCGAACUCCCGUGGAUCACCAGUUGGUUGAUGAGGAAGAGGUUCGUUUUGAUCAAGAUAUGCCCAGCUCAACGAUGCAUACAGAUGAUGAUGCAUAUCACCCAAUAAUAGAUUUUAUGUCCAGCUCAUCGACGUUAGCUCCCGAGGUUCAAUCACCAGCAGUAAUCAGAAGUGAGGGGCCUUUUCAGGCAUUCGCAUCGUCUGGGCCUAUUAGCCUGGCAGUUAUGGCCCAACAGUUUAGUGGUCAGACAAGCAGCUCUUAUGGGAUGACUGAGGGGCCUUUACCUGCAUUCACUGGACAGAGCUCUUCAAUUGGGAGGAGACUGAGUUUUACCGAUGUGAGUAUUCUAACCACUCAAAUAGCUUGUAUCUUGUUUAAAGUAAUGGCUACUUUAAUCGUAAAAAAUAUUAUUUAUUUUGCAUAGUCUCCCAUGGAAUUUGAUGUUGGAUCCUCACACAUUCUUGUGCCGGAUGUACAGACUUUAGAGCCACAGGUUAGCUUUUAAUUCAAAUUUUUUUGAGACUUGUGGUUGUUAUGUGGUGUUUUGUCUUGGUUGCUUUGGUUGU